Molecule: messenger RNA, 1815 nt
Organism: Ramularia collo-cygni
Lineage: Eukaryota; Fungi; Ascomycota; Dothideomycetes; Mycosphaerellales; Mycosphaerellaceae
Exons: 1
Coding region: 1-1815 (604 amino acids)
Biological process (GO): membrane protein proteolysis
Cellular component (GO): membrane; cytoplasmic side of endoplasmic reticulum membrane; lumenal side of endoplasmic reticulum membrane
Molecular function (GO): aspartic endopeptidase activity, intramembrane cleaving
Source: RefSeq, a predicted model, not a curated record
AUGGCGUCGUUCGACUACAGCGAGUGGCUCAACGGAGCAGCCGCAGUAUACGAGCAGCAGCGACACCUGCUCCCGAUGUACGGCCACCUUCUGAUCUCCGCUCUCUUCCCCAUCUACACCGGCGCGCAUGCCUCGCUGUCACGCCCAGCAUCCGCCGCGAAACCAGUAAAAGACGAUGCAAAUAGCAAUGAGGAAGACGAUGGAGAAGAGACUGUCCAGCAGAUGGAAGGCUUGACAAACACAGAUGCAGUCAUCUUUCCUGUCAUGGCCGGGCUGGUCUUGACUGCUUUGUACUUUUUGAUCCAGCACUUCGGCGCCAGUCUUAUCAACACGAUUCUCGGAGUGUACUUCUCCUUGAUUGGCACAUAUAGUGUAGGCAAGUUGUUGAGCGAUACGUGGGGUACAGUGGCGGGCUUCUUCUUCUCGAACUACUAUGGCAGUGGAGGCGUGAUCUGGAAGGUGGUGGAUGCUGAGCGGAAAGUUGUCGCUCUUGACCGCGGUUCCCAACAUACUGCAGCCCGAAAGUCACCGCUUGGUGGCCCGUUCAGCACCAUAUGGCUACCGCCUCCGCUGCUCGAUCUUGCGUGGAAGCUGCGAAGCUUCACCAGACAGAAGUUCCUCGCCAAAGUCUAUCUUCAGAAUACUCAGAACUUCCGCAUUGUCUUCACUCGCCACAACAUACUUGCAUCUAUCCUAGCCGUGGUAGCAAUCGGCUAUUCGCUCUUCGUCGACAAGCUGUGGUGGCUCACCAACUUACAGGGCUUUGCUGUCUGCUAUGGUGCCUUUCAGCUCAUGUCUCCCACCACCUUCUUUACUGGUACUUUGAUCCUUGGAGGACUAUUCUUCUACGACAUUUGGGCCGUGUUUUACACCCCUCUGAUGGUCUCUGUGGCUCAGAAUCUUGAUGUCCCAAUCAAACUCAUCUUCCCCAGACCGGAUGAUCCCAACUCUCCACAGAAGGAGGGAGCGAAGCCCAACUACAGCAUGCUUGGUCUCGGAGACAUUGUGCUGCCAGGAUUGAUAAUCGCUCUCGCAUUGAGGUUCGACCUGCACCUGUUCUACCUACGCAAGCAAAAGGCAGUCACGAAUCCGAAAUCUGGAUCCGAUGGUAAAGUCGAAACCAAGACUAUCGAGAAGGCACCUUACGUCUCGGUGUCUGGUAAUUGGGCCGAGUGGGCCUACACAAGGACUUCUCGCAGCAAGCAAUCUCCUGCUCUACCAGCUCACUUGUCCGGCUCUUUCCCCAAGACCUACUUUUACGCUUCGCUGGUUGGCUACAUCGUCGGAAUGAUGACGACACUUGUCUUCAUGAGCAUGUUUCAGCAUGCGCAGCCUGCGCUCCUGUACCUUGUUCCCGGUGUGUUGACCAGCGUUUGGGGCACAGCAUUGGUGCGAGGCGAUUUGGAGGACAUGUGGGCCUACACUGAAGCUAUUGACGGCGAGCCCAUUGAAGACGACGAUGGCAAGGAAGUGGAGACUGAGCAACCGGAGGCGGAGCAAGCCAGAUCGUACUUCCAGCAGUUCUGGCAAUCCAUCUUCGGAGACAGCGCCAAACAAAAGAAGCGUGAUGAAGGCAAAGACAAGAAGCUCACGAAUGUUGAAGACAAACCCGUCCGACCGGCCGAUGUUGGAGAGAACGUCAUGUUCUCAUUCACCAUCGCACAUCACUCUCCGAAACCCGUCAAGGAGUCUAAGGAAGCUGCCAACGGUAGUGAGACCGAAAACCGACGGUCCCAACCCUCAUCCGAGUCCAUGGAGGAAGAUGGUGUUGUCGUCGGACCUGGUGAUCUCGAAGGUGACAAGAAACCCUCUUAG